AAGAGAGAGAAGGGGAAGCUAGAUCUUAUCUCACCCUCUCCUUCUGUUUUCUCACUCUAAACGGUCGCCUCGGACCAUCUCUCGCGUCCUCUUUUACCGCCUUCCUUAUGGACGCGCGACCAAUCUAGGGUUUCAACCGACCAACGAUACGAGACCCAAGUUUCGGAAUAAGAGGUUAUGAUGUAUGCAAGGAGAAUUAAGUGCAGAAAUCAGAGAUGGAUGCUUCAGCUGUCCAAAUCAAUAAAGCCAAACUACGUUUGUUCUUCUCAAUCUUUGGGCCGCACAACAGUUCCUUCAAACUAUCACUCACAUGCUAGUUUUAUUAGAAGCCGUCCCAUAGAUUCGUUCACAUUGCGAAGUGUUGCUUCUGCUAAUAGUUGCACUGAUUUGCAAGUGAGGUCAAAUACGUGUUUGAAGGGUAGUCAGUUACGCUUCUUCAGUUCAGAAGGCGAUGGAAGAAAUGCAAACGAGGGUAAACAGCUGCCAGUGAAAGAUGGUGCUAAGUUUGAUAAAGAAAAGACUUCGCAAGAAAAGGCCGGGAAAGAUGUGAGGCGUUCUGAUGCACACGCUCUACUUGGAGAGCAAGAUCAAAAGGAAUGGCUUAAUAGUCGCAAACUUACCAUUGAGAGUAAAAAGAAAGAAUCACCUUUCUUGACCAGACAAGAGAAGUUCAAAAAUGAGUUUCUAUGGAGAGUUGUUCCAUGGGAGAAGAUAACUGUUUCAUGGGAGACUUUUCCUUACCACAUCGAUGAACCCACCAAAACUCUUUUGAUGGAAUGCGCGGCUGCUCAUUUGAAACAUAAAAAGUUCACUUCUACUUAUGGUUCUCGUUUGACAUCUUCAAGCGGCAGAAUACUGCUUCAGAGUGCUCCAGGCACUGAGCUUUACCGUGAAAGAUUAGUUAGGGCUCUAGCACGAGAUCUUCAAGUUCCACUACUCGUGCUGGACAGCAGUGUUCUUGCUCCUUAUGAUUUUGGUGAUGAUUGUGAAAAUGAGUCUGAAUCAGACGAUGAUGCUGUGGAUGAGGGUACAUCAGAGUCAGAGAUUGAUGAUGAGAAUGAUGCUAGUAAUGAAGAAGACUGGACUAGUAGUAAUGAGGCAAAGUCAGAUGGUAGUGACAAAGAUGAAGCUGAUCUGCAUGCAAAGGCUGAAGCAGCCCUCAAGAAGCUUAUUCCUAUUGAUCAAUUUUCAAAGAUGGUAUCUGGGGAGAUUGAUGUUGAAUCUGAGUCCUCAAAGUCAGAAGCUGCUGAACCCACAGAUAAAUCCAAAGAGUCCAAACAACCACUGAAGAAAGGUGAUCGGGUGAAGUAUGUUGGGCCUACUUUACGCGUUGAAGCUGAUAACAGGAUCAUGUUGGGGAAAAUAUCAACAUCUGAUGGUCCAAGGAAAGCGUAUACCAUUUUCCGUGGCAGGCCUUUACCGAAUGGUCAACUUGGGGAGGUAUUUGAGGUGAGCGGAGAUCGAAUUGCUGUUAUAUUGGAUAUAAAUGAUGACCCUGGAAGUGAUGUGGAUAAAGAGGAGAAAGAAGAAGACCAGCCUGCGAAUCCACCAGUUUACUGGAUACAUGCAAAUCAUGUUGAGCAUCUUACUGACACUCAGACUGAGGAUUGCUACUUUGCAAUGGAGGCCCUACGUGAGGUCUUGCAUGCCAAGCAACCUCUUAUUGUCUAUUUUCCAGACUCUUCUCAAUGGUUGUCUAGGGCAGUUCCCAAGUCAAGCAGGAAGGAGUUUGUCAAUAAGGUGCAAGAAAUUUUUGACCAGUUAUCAGGUCCUGUUGUUUUAAUCUGUGGGCAGAACAAAGCUGAGUCCGAGUCAAAGGAGAAAGAGAAAUUCACGAUGAUACUACCAAAUUUUGGGCGUCUUGCAAAGCUGCCUGUUUCUCUUAAGCGUCUUACCGAGGGACUGAAGGCAACAAAAAGAUCUGAUGAUGAUGAAAUAUAUAAGCUCUUCUCAAAUGUGUUCUGCAUACAGCCCCCAAAGGAAGAAGAGGUACUUCGAACAUUCAAUAAACAGAUCGAAGAGGACGGUAGAAUUGUGAUGUCAAGGAGCAAUUUGAAUGAAUUACAUAAGGUUCUCGAGGAACAUGAGCUAUCAUGCGUGGACCUAUUACAAGUAGAUACUGAUGGUGUGAUCUUGACAAAGCGAAAAGCUGAGAAAGUAGUUGGCUGGGCUAAAAGCCAUUACUUGUCAUCUUGUCUUGUUCCUUCCAUUAAAGGUGACAGACUGCAGCUGCCUCGUGAAAGCCUUGAAGUAGCAAUUUCACGUUUGAAGGAGCAAGAAAAUUUGUCUCGGAAACCCUCUCAAAAUUUGAAGAACCUUGCGAAGGAUGAAUAUGAGAGUAACUUUGUUUCGGCAGUUGUACCUCCUGGUGAAAUUGGUGUCAGGUUUGACGAUGUAGGUGCUCUGGAGGAGGUGAAGAAGGCUUUGAAUGAACUAGUCAUUCUUCCAAUGAGAAGACCAGAGCUUUUCUCUCAUGGAAACUUGUUGCGGCCUUGCAAAGGGAUAUUACUUUUUGGUCCCCCUGGAACUGGGAAGACCCUUCUCGCCAAGGCACUUGCAACAGAAGCUGGGGCAAACUUUAUCAGCAUUACUGGUUCAACUCUAACAUCAAAGUGGUUCGGAGAUGCUGAAAAGCUGACCAAAGCUCUCUUCUCUUUUGCCAGCAAGCUUGCUCCCGUCAUUAUAUUUGUUGACGAGGUUGAUAGUUUGCUUGGUGCUCGUGGUGGUUCUUUUGAGCAUGAGGCAACUAGAAGAAUGAGAAAUGAGUUCAUGGCAGCUUGGGAUGGAUUGCGAUCUAAAGACAGUCAAAGAAUACUUAUUCUCGGUGCCACAAAUCGGCCAUUUGACCUUGAUGAUGCUGUUAUUCGUCGCUUACCAAGAAGGAUAUAUGUUGAUUUACCAGAUGUUGAAAAUCGUAAGAAGAUUUUGAGUAUAUUUCUUGCUCAAGAGAAUCUAGAACCCGGUUUCCAAUUUGAGAAACUCUCAGAGGCAACAGAGGGAUACUCUGGCAGUGAUUUGAAGAACCUCUGUAUUGCUGCUGCAUAUAGGCCUGUCCAGGAACUAUUAGAAGAAGAAACCAAGGACAGCAAAGGUGAUUUAUCUGCAGCUUUAAGGCCACUUAACUUGGAUGACUUUAUUCAAUCAAAAGCCAAGGUUGGGCCAUCUGUGUCAUAUGAUGCUGCAAGUAUGAACGAGCUUAGGAAAUGGAAUGAGCAAUACGGUGAAGGCGGAAGCAGAAGAAAAUCACCAUUUGGUUUUUGAAACUGCUCUUAAAAGGUUGACACUAAUAUUUUCGUUCUAUAUUCUUAGCGAGAAAGAAAAGGAGAGGCCCAAUUUCUUCUUCAUCUCUUUAUAGAGAAAAAUGAAGGAGCCAACUUUGGAAGCCGAUCUAUCUUUCUCGGAGGGGAAAGAAACCGAUAGAAUACUGCCCAACUUUGGUGGCUUAGGAGAACCUUAGGAGGCUUUCAUCCUUUUUGAGCGGGUGAUGAAGAGGCCUAAUUAGUUCUAUAGAAAUCUCCUUUUAAUUUUUCAUUCUUGUACACUAGGUUAAUACUGUUAUAAUAAAACACAUUUUAGAUAGUUUAGCCAUAUUACAGUUAGGGUUUAGAUCCCUUAAUUUUGUGAAUGUAUUAAUGAAUAUAAAUUAGGGCGCAAUGAAUGUUAUACAAGGGACUUAUCAGCUGCAAAGCAGUGACUUUUUC
Messenger RNA from Fragaria vesca subsp. vesca, 3701 nucleotides. RefSeq lists its product as uncharacterized. Gene Ontology annotation, molecular function: ATP binding; ATP hydrolysis activity. Gene Ontology annotation, cellular component: mitochondrial outer membrane. NCBI's taxonomy places the organism in Eukaryota, Viridiplantae, Streptophyta, Magnoliopsida, Rosales, Rosaceae. The transcript has 25 exons. The record is from RefSeq and is a predicted model, not a curated record. The coding region runs from base 178 to 3261 and encodes 1027 amino acids.